This is a messenger RNA of Morone saxatilis (striped sea-bass), 1255 nucleotides long. Its product is annotated as polyhomeotic-like protein 2. NCBI's taxonomy places the organism in Eukaryota, Metazoa, Chordata, Actinopteri, Moronidae. Gene Ontology annotation, cellular component: nucleus; PRC1 complex. The transcript is spliced from 7 exons. Bases 383 to 1234 code for a protein of 283 amino acids. The record is from RefSeq and is a predicted model, not a curated record. Gene Ontology annotation, molecular function: zinc ion binding; protein binding.
AUCUCUCAGGCUUGGUUACUGGGCGCACACGCACGCACACACCGAGUGGAUUGUAGUGUCUGCAGCUCGAGUGAAGGAGAAAGUGGAGACAUAGCGAGGAUAUGAACCAGUCGGUAACUUCGCCCGUCCUCCUCGUGUAAGGCGGUGGCUCCGUCCGCGGCUCGGCCGUCCGGUUGAACGUUUGUCGGUGUUACAAGUGGCGGGCGGACGGGCUCCUCGCCGUUGUGGCGGGGGAGUGUGAGUAAAUGAAAGCGUUGUUUGGAGCCGUUGAACAAAGAGCUUUUCUUCCCUCUACCAUUGUUACUGAGCGGAGCGCCUGUUUUCUAACUCAUUUGGAGGAGCUUUCGGGCUGUUACAGUGAGGGGCGGCCAUUGCUCCAGUCAUGACCUCUGGGACUGGGAACACUGCCAGCAGCCAGCACAAUGGAGAGAGCAAACCAGCUCAGGCCCUACUCAAGUCCCACAUCCUCACCCAUCUGAUAGAAGGCUUCGUUAUCCAGGAGGGGGCUGAGCCUUUCCCUGUGGAACGCCCAUCUUUCUCAAUUGAGAGCCUAAGGAGACACACAAAGAUGGACGGCCUCUCACUAAAGGAGUUAAAGACCCAGCAGGAGCCCAUGCUGACCUGUGAGCUGUGUGGCAGGGUGGACUUCGCCUUCGUCUUUAAAAGGUCCAAGAGGUUCUGUUCCACAGUGUGUGCCAAACGCUACAAUGUGGGCUGCACAAAGAGAAUGGGUCUCUUCCCAAACCGCAAAACCACCCUGGAGAACAUGAAGAAACAAAAAGCACUGAAUGGAAAUCUCAAAAACAGUUUAGAGUCUAAAAAGAAGACGGCUCCCUCCGUGCAGAAGCCCGCCGCUGCUGCUCUGUCCACCGGUCACUCGGUGCUCCCGGCGCAGGGAGAGUCCAGCCAAUGUUCAGACUUGUCUGGCUACAAAAGAUCCUCACCCCCCAUGUCGGCCACCCAGCGGGUGCCUGCGGUGCAAGACUCUGAGCUGCCCCUGCUGCCCUACAGCUUCCUACCCAGUGACCCUGGCCAGUGGAACAUAGGAGACGUCUACGAGUUCAUCUCCUCUCUGCCAGGUUGUCUGGAGAUCGCAGAGGAGUUCCGUUCUCAGGAGAUCGAUGGACAGGCCCUGCUCCUGCUGAAGGAGGACCAUCUCAUGGGAACCAUGAACAUCAAACUGGGCCCUGCGCUCAAGAUCUUUGCCCAGAUUAGCAUGCUCAAAGACUCGUAGCCCAUCUCAGCCCUCACACAC